GUUUUUUUUGGUGGGUGCAUGGGUUUUUUGUGUUUAGCUGUAACUGCUUUUUAACCAGUGUCUCUUCUCCUUUCUCUUCUGUCCAUUGCCCCACGACCGAUUUUGGUGCUUCCCCUGUGUGGUUGGCCUGGCUCGCUCAUCUCUGGGGUGGAGGGAAGGAAGGGAUCUGCUUGGUGAAGCUUUUUCUCUGGAUGCAGUGGUGCCUUUGCAUUGAGGUUGUGUUCUCUGGCAACUUCAGUGUUGGGCAAACCACCAACACACCAACAGCUUCCAUGGAGAGAAGCUGGGAGUAGCUGCGGGGCAGAAACCAUGAGGGAAAAUGCUGAAAAUGCUAGAGGAGCUGCUGUUGGGGAUUUUGCUCUUGACCUUCAAGCAUCAUCAUGACAACAGAAAAGAGCCCAGCAGCCAACGCUGACAACUCGGAACAGCAGCAAGCCAAGGAGGAGGAAGGAGCUGCUGAAACAAAGAAGCAAAAGGCUUCCCUGGAGGAAGGGGCUCAGCCAACACCAGAGAGGCAGCCCCAGAGGCAGAAGUCCUCCAACGGAGACACCCCCACACACGAGGAGCAGGGCAAGAAAGAGCGUCGCACCUCUGAGGGCCGCGGUUUCUCCCGCCUCUUUUCCUCCUUCCUCAGGAGGCCCAAGUCUCAGGUAUCUGAAGAGGACAAAGACACUGAUGCUCCUAAAGAGGCGGGAGGUGACCAGAAAGAUGCAGGAUUAGGAGUCGGCCCUGAUGAAGAUAUCCUGGUGAAAGCCCCUAUUGCAGCUCCUGAGCCCGAGCUUAAAACUGACCCAUCGCUGGAUCUCCAUUCCUUGAGCAGUGCAGAAACACAGCCUGCUCAAGAGGAGAGGAGGGACGACCAGGAGCCGGAGAGAAGAGACUUCGAGGACAGGGAAGAAGGGGAAGCAAAGGAAGAGGGUGCCAAGCCAGAACUGAAGCCAGAGUCUCUGGAGACGAGAGCGGACAAGGAUUUGAAAGCUGCCCAAAAAGUAGUGAAAAGACACAGAAGCAUGUACUGCAAAGUUGUCUUGCUGGAUGACACCAUUUUUGAGUGUUCUAUGGAUAAACACGCCAAGGGACAGGAUCUACUUAAAAAAGUCUGUGACCACCUCAAUCUGCUGGAAGAAGACUACUUUGGUUUGGCCACAUGGGACACACCAACCUCCAGGACAUGGCUGGAUCCUGCCAAAGAAGUAAAAAAGCAGGUUCAUGGAGGCCCCUGGGAUUUUACCUUCAAUGUCAAGUUUUAUCCGCCAGAUCCUGCCCAGCUAACAGAGGACAUCACCAGAUAUUACCUGUGUCUGCAGCUUAGACAGGACAUCCUUACAGGGCGGCUUCCCUGCUCCUUUGCCACCUUGGCUCUGCUGGGUUCCUACACGGUCCAGUCAGAGUUGGGAGACUAUGAUCCUGAUCUCCAUGGCCCAGAUUACAUCAGUGAAUUCAAACUGGCCCCAAACCAGACAAAAGAGCUUGAAGAAAAGGUUGUGGAGCUUCAUAAAACAUAUAGAUCCAUGACUCCAGCCCAAGCAGACCUGGAAUUUCUGGAGAAUGCAAAAAAACUAUCUAUGUAUGGAGUCGACCUUCACCAAGCCAAGGACUUGGAAGGAGUGGAUAUCACUCUGGGAGUCUGUUCCAGUGGACUUCUUGUUUACAAAGAUAAACUGAGAAUCAAUCGCUUCCCAUGGCCCAAAGUCCUGAAGAUUUCCUACAAACGCAGCAGCUUCUUCAUAAAGAUUCGGCCGGGGGAGCAAGAACAGUAUGAAAGUACAAUUGGGUUCAAGCUACCAAGUUACCGGGCAGCAAAGAAGCUCUGGAAAGUAUGUGUUGAACAUCACACCUUCUUCAGGCUGACUUCCACUGAGGCCAUCCCGAAGAGCAGGUUCCUGGCGCUGGGCUCCAAAUUCCGCUACAGUGGCCGGACACAGGCGCAGACGCGGCAGGCGAGCGCCCUGAUCGACCGGCCCGCGCCCCAGUUCGAGCGCACAGCCAGCAAGAGAGUGUCCAGGAGCCUCGAUGGAGCAGUGGCUGUGAUAACACCAGAGCGGAGUCCCAGGCCCACUUCAGCCCCAGCUAUUGCUCAGAACCACCCUGCAGAGCCAGCCCCAGCUAAGUCAAAUGUGAAGGACAUGGCCACAUCUAAAGUAGGGAAGGAAACAGCAAAAUCUGAUGGGAGACGUGAAGAAUAUCCACUGGAGAAACCCGAGGAGCCAGUGGAUGCCUCAAAGGUGAGGAAAACACACAUUGAGGUCACAGUCCCCACCAUGAAUGGUGCCCAGCCCCAGCAGCCUGCAGAAAAAGAGGAAGAGCUGAUAAGAAUGAGGAAGAAGAGAUCAAAGAGGCUAGAUGGUGAAAACAUUUAUAUCAGGCAUAGCAAUUUAAUGUUGGAGGAUCUAGAUAAGACCCAGGAAGAAAUAAAGAAGCAUCAUGCCAACAUCAGUGAGUUGAAGAAAAACUUCAUGGAAUCCGUCCCAGAGCCUCGGCCGAGUGAGUGGGACAAACGUUUGUCCACCCACUCCCCUUUCCGAAGCCUCAACGUCAACGGGCAGAUUCCCACAGGAGCGGAUGGAAAAAUGAGUGACUUUCUCUCCCAAGAGGAUGUGGCUGCAGUGGCAGAGUGGAGCAGUUUUAACACUGGCUUUGCAUGGGAGGGCUCAAGGCAGUCGGUAGUUUUUAGUGAGACUCCAGUGCCACCCGCCUCACAGCCUUCUGCCAGCUGGCACUUUGGUGCUUCCUCCCUAAGCAGCGAGGAGGAGGAGGAGGAGGAGAAAGAGGAGGAGGAGGAGGAGGAGGCGGUUCCCAGCCGAUCCGCCAGCGAGGAGGACCUGACAUGUGGAAAGGGGGUUUGUGUGGAUGUGGAGAAGGACUCGGAGCUCUCUGAGCUGGAGCCCCCACCCAGCCUUGCCACACUUCCCUGGCAGCUCUGGGGAGGAGAGGAGGAGGAGGUGGCAGAGGAUGGUGAAGACAGCUUUGCCUUUAGAAAGCCACAUGGCGAAUGUCCCAACCCAGAUGCUCCUAACGGCUUGCUGGAGCUCAUUCUCUGCUUCCAGCCCCCGCUAGUGAAGACACAGACUGUCACCAUCUCUGAUGUGUCCAGCGCUGUCAAAAGUGAAAUUCCCACAAAGGAAGUCCCUAUUGUCCACACAGAGACAAAGACCAUCACCUAUGAAGCUGCACAGACAGAUGGUGGCAAUGGGGAUUUAGACCCUGGCAUCCUGCUGACUGCCCAGACCAUCACUUCAGAAACCACCAGCAGCACCACCACCACCCAGAUCACCAAGACUGUGAAAGGUGGUAUUUCAGAGACACGGAUUGAGAAGAGGAUUGUCAUCACAGGAGAUGCAGAUGUAGACCAUGACCAGGUCCUGGCACAGGCGAUCAAGGCUGCCAAGGAGCAGCACCCAGACAUGUCGGUGACCAAAGUGGUUGUGCACCAGGAGACAGAGAUUGCAGAGGAGUAGUUGGGCUGUGUGAGUAGAGACCACCUCAGGAAAUGUUCCUGCCUGCUACAACACCAGGAAAACGAAACCCAGCAAAACUACCAAGAAACUACCUGGAGCACAAAGACCUCAGAUUUCAGACUUGACACUCAGAGACAUUCAUAUCAUUUAUUAAGAGUUGUGCUUUGACAUUUUACUUGGGAUUUUUCCAGAGUCCACUAGAUCCUAUUGGAUAUAGGGUUUUGUUUUGUUUUGGUUUGGUUUGGAUUUUUUUUAUCUAUUGCAACAGAGAUAUGCCAUAUUUCUAACUUAUAAAAUAUUUCUAAUAUUUUUUUACAGGUUUUCAGUUUUGCAUUCCCUAUCACACAAAGCCUCUUCAGACACAGAAUCCCAUCUCACAGGGCUCCAGGGCUCCCUGUUUUAACUUGUAUUCCCUCUGCCUCGUCAGGGAUAAUGGAGCUGUUCCAUGCAUAUUCCCAGUGCGGGAUCCUGUAUGCGCCUUCACAAAGCCGUGGGUCCUUCUUCCAGGAGAGUCAGUUUAAAGAGUCAGACUUCAUGCAGCGUUUCCCAUUGCCUCUAGCUUAUUUCUGUAGCUCUGGAGAGCUCCAGCCCUGCUGCAACCCCUGGGCUGCUCUGAGCUCCCUCCCCACUGGGUUCCAGCCCUGACGUGUGAUCACAGUAUGGUUUUGUGGUGUAGCCUAUGCACUCAUCUGAAUAGUUGACUAGAUUUAAGGAAUACUGGAAGUUGCUUCAAGUAUCUUAUACUGUGAAUUUUAGAGCUUUAAGAGGACUGUGAUAGCAUCUUGCCUUCUUCCCGUGUGUCUCUGCUGAGUGCUCCCCGCCCAUUUGUGUUUCCUAGGUGCCAUUAAAUUAAAAAGCCCUUAGAAGUGUGUGUUUAAGGUGUUUGGACUCGGGAUGCUAUUAAGGUAGGCUUAUGCAGCAUUCACAGGAACCAAGCUUUUCAAUGUCAUAGUUUUUCACUUGUUUGUGUUCAUGAUUUUUAAAUUAGGGAGGGGUUUUUGUUUUCUUUUGUAAGUCAUGGGUUGGGGUUUUUUCCUUCCCUCACAGUGCUAUUUAAAGCUGAACACGUUACCCAUUUCCCAGAGCGUGUAUCCUAUUAUCAUUUAAUUUAAACUCCUUUAGACAAUUCUUCCUAGGCCUGCAAGCUGUAUUUGGAGAGGCUGAACAAGGAAUUUUAGGAGGUGUCAGGUGUUGCUCGUGGUAGAGCCAAACCACAUGGGAAGUAUUGAUGUUCUCUCUUCCACACUGGCCUACGGGUCAGGAUUUGGCUUCAUGACCCUCUUGCUGGAAUGAAAUAUCAGGGUGAUUGUCUGAAUCUUGAGGCUGAGCUUACAGACCCCUAGGGCCAUCUCCAGCACAGAGGGGGUGAUGCAAAAACAUGACUUCAGGGGUGGAUGUGCUCCCACUACUGCUCUCUAAGCUUCAUGGGAAUGUUCUUGCCUUCUUGUUUGUCCUUCUACCAUUUAAAUUCAAGAAGCAAAAAACCAACCAAGCUCUGUAAAGAGUCUGCCCAGACACUUGUGAACACUUUAGUCCACUUGAGGUUGUGAUUUUGUUUUUCAUGUACAAAUACACACACAUAUAUAUAGUGUGGCACAGUGGUAGCUGAGGGCAGGGAGUGCUCUGCUCCUCAGGUGAGGAUGGGAAAAUAUGGCAAUAAAGAUAAAAGCUCUCCAGUUUUAAAUUUAAAUCAUGUAUUUCAGAAGUCACUGGAUUUAGCUCAGGCUGCAAUGAGUUCACUGUUUAGCUGCAAUCAGCCCUGGAACUAUACUGGGGCUCGUGCAGCUUCUCAGCUUCAGGUGCAAUUUUAAUUAAGCUGCCAGUAUUGAUUGGAGACUCUGCUGGAGGUGCUGGAUUUUGGUUUUAUUUGAGCCUUGCUGGCCCUGGGUCCUGCUCAGCUUCCAGCCUUCCCAUGCUGGCAGCUGCCUCUGGGCUGCUCUGGUGCCUGGGAUACUCUGCCUCCCUCAGGGCAUCACGCUCUGGGGAUUUAGGGACUCCUGGGCUGUAGUGCAGAGAUUAAGUCUAUCCAUGUCUGAAAAGCCCUUUCCUUCCUUAUUCUGCUACGCAGGCCUUGGAAGAGGUCUGAGUCUCUGCUGUUCUCAGCUUAGUUGGGUAAUGCUUGCCUUAAACACCCAUCAUGCUGAGCACCCUCUGUCACUGUCCUUUUUCUGGGAACUGAGUUCUUUGCCACUUCCUUCUCACUUGCAACAGACACCUGAAGAGUGAAGUGGCCCGUGGAGCAGUGGCUGAGAGGAUUUCUGGGCUUUACCAGGCAGAGCCAGCAUGAUGAGUUUGUCCAUAGCACUCAAAGGCUGUCAGGAGAAUUUAGUGGACUGUGGUCCGUGGGUGUUCCCUUGGGGUGUCCUGUGCCCUGAGCACAAUGAGUGGGACAAAACACUCCAGGGGAUUUCUGGGGUGAGAAACCUGCUGGCAGGAGAGGUGGUUCCUUUCCAAAAGGAUGUGGUCACUGUUGCUGCAGAUAUCCCUUGUUAAAGGGCCUGUAGACUAGAAAAACCCUAUUUUUAUUUUUUCCUUGGAUUUUGGGUGGCUAUUUCCAGGUUGUCCAUUUUUACACUUCCCCCGCUGAGUUGUCGUUUCUCCUGGAGUAAUUCAAACAAGUCAUGGCCUCAUGUGCCCUUUACCAUUGCCUGCUGUCUGACCUCAGGGGUUUCCAGCCUCACUCCUGCCAACACGGUGCCCGAGCCCAGGAGCAGGAUGGGAGCCUGGGAAGAAGAUAAAAGUUAAAAGCAGAAGAAGCUUCUCUCACCCUCAGCCAAGGCCGUGGUGGAGCUGCCCACUCCCACUUCUGGUGGGAUUUAAAAUCCUUGGCUCUUGAGUGUGCUGUGUCAGCUCUAGGAACAAACCAGCUAAGUAAGGUCUAUUUAUAUGAAUCUUCCCAGCUCUUCCCACUCCACAAAUUCACCCAGAGACUGUCUUGAUUGUAUAAUAUGCAUUAUAUGGAAGCUAUUUAUAUAUGAAUGAAUGUUUUUAUAGAAAGGAAGGCAAGGAGCUCUUGUUCUUCUCCAUUAAACUGGAAUGGCAGCUCUGGUUGCCCAGUAGCAAUCCCUGACCAACAGAGAUGUGUUAGCAAAGGACUGACUGAUUUCUGGUUUUAAUACACUGUGGUUUGCUGAUUUUCCUAAUUGUAACAUUACCUUAAGAGGUGGUAGCGUCCCAGCCUUAGAGAUAAAACUUGUAACAAACAAACAAAAAAAAAAUUAUUUAGUUGAGAAGAUGAAGGAGCUUUGUAAAAAUUUUUUAAGGCAAUUGUGAAUCGUCUAGGUUAGGCAUUUACACUCUUUAUAAAAAUAGGAACUUUUAAAAGUUGGCAAAACUUUCUAGAUCAACUAGUGAUGGGAGCUGUUAUUUUGGAUUUUCAUAGUGAAUCAGAGGGAAAGUUGCCAUAGUGUUUAGGCAGACCUAAAUGUUCAGUAUUGCUUCUUGUAUUGCAUUUUUCAAUAAAUCUUCAAACAAAA
Molecule: messenger RNA, 6934 nt
Organism: Taeniopygia guttata (zebra finch)
Lineage: Eukaryota; Metazoa; Chordata; Aves; Passeriformes; Estrildidae
Source: RefSeq, a predicted model, not a curated record